This is a messenger RNA of Striga hermonthica, 912 nucleotides long. NCBI's taxonomy places the organism in Eukaryota, Viridiplantae, Streptophyta, Magnoliopsida, Lamiales, Orobanchaceae. The record is from the annotation of a GenBank genome assembly.
AUGGCGUUAGAGCAAACCCUAGCUGUAAAGAGCCACAUUCUCCUCUAUCACCAAACUCGCCCAACUGCUUCGUCCCCAAUUUUCACACUCAACCCUAAAAAUCGGAGAAGUUCAUCCCGCAUAAAGUGCUCGUUCGACUACAACGGCAGCGGUACCGCCGCGAACAACGGCAGCGGGUAUUACGAGUACGAGCGAGGUGCGGAGGCUUCCGCGGUGGCGGAAAACAUGCAAUACCCUAAGCCGGCGGAGAUUCAGUGGAAUAAGGAGCUCUGCAACAGGGUGCAGUUUAUUGGUGUAAUUGCGGCUCCGGUUCAGAUUAAGCAUUUCCCUUCAGGGAAAGUUGUGUCUAAUUCUCGUCUUACCGUGAAGACAAACAAAACUGAUACAGUUCGGAUAAGCUUGGCUUUCUGGAAUGAGUUGGCCGAAGUUGCUUUUCAGCAUGUCGAAAUAGGUCAGCAAGUAUAUGUCGCUGGUCGCCUAGUUGCAGACACAGUUCAAAAUGAUAAUGGGAUGUCACAGACCUACUAUAAGGUAAUUGUAAAGGAGCUGAAUUUUAUUGAAAGGAGCCAAACCCAAUCGUCCACUCCAUUAUACUAUGGGGAUUCUAACUCUGCGAGACAAGGCAAAAAGCAAUACCCUGCAAAUUCAACUGGUUUAGUAGAAGGACUCUGGCAAGCAUUCUUUGCUAAUCCAACGGAAUGGUGGGAUAAUAGGAAGAACAAGAAAAACCCAAGCUAUCCAGAUUUCAAGCACAAAGAUACCGGUGAAUCAUUGUGGGUUGAUGGUAGGUAUAAUCCAUCAUGGGUAAAAUCCCAACUGGAUGUGCUCGACUCCAAAAUGGAAUCAUUUCGUGAGCAAAACUCGAGCGCAUAUCAAAAUUUCAUGUCUGUGGAUAAUCUUGGGCCCUUCUGA